Messenger RNA from Condylura cristata (star-nosed mole), 843 nucleotides. Its product is annotated as olfactory receptor 5F1-like. Gene Ontology annotation, cellular component: membrane. The record is from RefSeq and is a predicted model, not a curated record. Gene Ontology annotation, molecular function: G protein-coupled receptor activity; odorant binding; olfactory receptor activity. Lineage: Eukaryota; Metazoa; Chordata; Mammalia; Eulipotyphla; Talpidae. Gene Ontology annotation, biological process: sensory perception of smell; G protein-coupled receptor signaling pathway.
AUGGCCAGAAAAAAUUCUACUUCACUGUCUGAGUUCAUCCUGUUGGGACUGGCAGAUACUCCUGAGCUCCAGAUUAUGCUCUUCUUGCUUUUUUCGGUGAUUUACACACUUACAGUUGUGGGGAAUUUUGGAAUGAUCCUUCUAAUCAGGACUGACUCCCGACUGCACACACCCAUGUAUUUCUUCCUGGCUAACCUGUCCUUUGUAGACAUCUGUUACUCAUCCUCCAUCACCCCAAAGAUGCUGGCUGAUUUAUUAUCAGAGAAGAAAACCAUCUCUUUCGCUGGCUGCUUUCUGCAGAUGUACUUCUUUAUCGCUCUGGCCACCACCGAGUGCAUCCUGUUUGGGCUGAUGGCCUAUGACCGGUACGUGGCCAUUUGCAGCCCCCUCCUGUAUUCCUUGACCAUGACUCCCGCUGUCUGCCUCAAGAUGGCGGCAGGGGCGUUCACAGCAGGUCUGCUCAACUCCAUGGUGAACACGAGCUACGUGAGCACCUUGUCCUUCUGCAAUUCCAACGUCAUUCACCACUUCUUCUGUGACAGCCCUCCACUCUUCCGGCUCUCCUGUUCUGACACUCGCCUGAAUGAGGGCAUCUUUUCCACUUUUGCCGGAGUGAAUCUGGUCGGGGCUCUGCUGGUCAUUCUCACCUCCUACUCGUAUAUUCUGUUUUCCAUCUUCCGGAUGCAUUCCGGGGAGGGGAGACACAAAGCGCUCUCCACAUGUGCCUCGCACCUGACAGCUAUAAUCCUGUUCUAUUCCACCUCCAUCUACACUUACCUGAGACCAAGCACCAGCUACUCCCUGAUCGGGACAAAGUGGCUUCUGUGUUUUACACAGUGGUGA